GUUCCUUGUCGCUGACUCUGGGGCUCGUCCGGUUCGGUUGCAUUCCUCCCGUCGCCAAAGCCUGACCGACACAGUGUGAAGGAGGAGGAAGAGGAGGAGAAGGAGCGAAUGCAUUAUUAUUAUUCAUGAUCGGACUUUAUGAACCGCGGAGUCGACUCUCACCGGACUCUUCGGCCGGAUCAGGCGGCUCCACUGAAAAGGCCUCGCGCGGAGACUGGAGCUGCGGAGCCACAGCACCGAUAAAAGCCUGUUUUCACAUCUGAAACGAUCCGAGGACUCAACGCUGAGGUCGACGCAGCUGCGGUGGAAGCAGCCGGCUGUGUUUUAAAUGAGUAUUUGCAAGAUGGCUGAUGACAGCUAACAAGGACAGCGGCGACGUCCCCUUUAAGGCUCGCGGGGUAUAUUUUGUAUUUUUACUGGUAAAAUACACAAAUAUGGCGACCUUUAAGACUAAUGAGCACCACGGACUGUAGCUUAGCGCGGAGCCCGUGUUCCGUGGAUCGGUACCUGCGCCGGGCCAGAACAUGGUGAGGUGACGUCUGAGAGGCCCGGAGGUCCGGACAGGCUCGGCGGCUGAUCGUGCAUGCCCACGCGCGUCGCCAUGGCCUCCGACAUGGCUGAGACGUGGAGGAACUGCUUCGAGGAGGAGCUCAUCUGCCCCAUCUGCCUGCACGUGUUCUCCGAUCCCAUCCAGCUGCCCUGCAAGCACAACUUCUGCCGCGGCUGCAUCAGCGAGGCCUGGGCCAAAGACUCGUCUCUGGCCCGCUGCCCCGAGUGCAACCACGCGUACACGCAGAAGCCGGGCCUGGAGAAGAACCACAAGCUGUCCAACAUCGUGGAGAAGUACAACGCUCUGAGCGUGGAGAAGGCGGGCGCGCCGGCGCUGCAGUGCAUCCUGUGCCGCCGCGGCCCGCCGCUGCCCGCCGCCAAGGUGUGCCUGCGCUGCAACGCGCCCUGCUGCCAGUCCCACGUGCAGACGCACCUGCAGCAGCCGUGCUCGGCGCUGGGCCACCUGCUGGUGGAGGCGGAGGCGCUGAAGUCCUGGACCUGCCCGCAGCACGACGAGUACCGGCUGUACCACUGCGAGGCCGAGCACACGGCCGUGUGCCAGUACUGCUGCUUCGCCCGCUGCCACCCCGGCCACGGCCACGCCGUCACCGACGUGGAGCUGCGCCGCAACGACAUCCGGCAAACCCUGCUGCGGCAGCAGGAGCGCGUGGAGGAGCGGGUGCAGGAGAUCGAGGAGCAGCUCUGCAAGCUCGACUCUGACAAGUGUGCGAUGGAGGACCGCGUGUGUGAGCUCAAGGAGGAGGUGCGUCUGCAGUACCAGCGGAUGCACCAGCUCCUGGAGGACGACCUCCGCCGCGCGCAGGAGGCUCUGGACCGGGCUCAGUCUCGGUUCUGCCAGGAGAACACUGCCCAGAUUCUGGCUCUGGGGGAGCAGCGCAUGGAGGCUCAGAAGCUGCUGAGCUCCAUCCACACGGCCUUCGGCAAAGCGGAGGAACUGAGCUUCAUGAAAAACACCAAACCCGUUAAAAUCCUCACAGACAGGUCUAACGCGUGCGUGGGCACCAGUCUCCCUCCUUACAAAGUCGGAAAUCUGAACUCGAAGCUUUUCCUCUCAGAAGUCUCCAAAAGAGAGAAGAGCUUGAAGAGAACGCUGGAAGUUCCCGUCACCCCUCCCUCCAGCUUUCUCCAGUCUGUUCCUGCUUAUCCCAGCGGUCAGAGCUCCGGCUCUGGAGCGGAGAAGCGGAAGCAUUCCGCAGCCUUUCCAGAAGGAACCGGGAAUGUUGGAAAAGCUGCCGCUCCGGGUUUCAAGGACUCCUCCUCCUCCUCCUCCUCCUCAUCUUCCUCAUCGAUAGCGAAGCAGCCGUACCUGGGCGCCGGCUCCGCCCCCGGCGAGGGCCAGUCCACCAACCAGCCGGCCCUCGGCCCGUGCGGCCCGCCUCACAUCAGUGAGGGCGGCGGCACGGGCAGCGGGAGCGGCUCCCUCUCCAACCACCAUUCAGGCUCCGUGUUCGGCUCCUCCCACUUUCCUCCCGGAGGCAGCGGCUCCUCGCACUCCUCCCAGCAGGCCGUGCUGCCGCAGUACGGCGGCCGUAAGAUCCUGGUGUGUACCAUGGAUAACUGCUACUGCUCCGGCGUGCCCUCGGUGUCCGGCCACCGCAGCCACCCGCCGUACCCGCGCUCAGGCUCCUUUCCCUGGGUCAGCGCCCAGGACUACCCCCCUCCGCCCGGCCUGGCCUCCGGGGGGCCGUCCAUGCAGGGCCUGGCAGUGAGGGACUGGAUAGACGCCUCGCAGACGCACAGACAUGCAGAUUUCUACGGGCUGUACGGACAGCCGUCCACAAAGCACUACGUGACCAGUUAACGCCACAGAGACACCGACCAAGCUAGCACACGCUCACGACUCAUUAACCGCUGAACCACAACUACAGACACACGAAAUACGUGUUAAUAUCCACUCAGAUUCGGGGGCAGGGUUGAUCUCACUGAGCUUUUUUAUGUUUUUACUUUGCUUAUUGUUUUACGUAGUGUAUCAUAUGAAAAAAGCGUAAAGAGCUCGUGUUUUAGACGUGAACGAGGAAAAAGACAGAGCGUUGAGAAAGGAUAAACUUUAGGAACGAUCGCGUCUCUUCUGCUUCUGAGGCUGAAGCGAUGGCAAAUAAUACCACUCAGUGUUGAGCUUUCACGUUAGUGUCUCAUGUUUCCAUGUAGUCGUCCCUCCACUUGUACUAGUUCAUGUUUUUCUGCCCGACUGACUUUGUUUGAUAGAUCUUUAAAAAAAAAAAAAAGAGGCUCCGGCCUCUUUGUGUCUCUUGAUUUCUAGCAUCAUGGCACUUCUUCCGUUCUUCGCUACGUUCAGGGAUGGAUUGUACGGCUUGAACACAAAAUGCUCUUCCAUGGAAUACCCACAAUGCACUUGUGGACGCCUUUAUGCCUGGACUACAGACGCUGACCCACAGGUUUCCUUAGGACCGGAAAUGUUCACCUGGAAAAGAGCGUUUCCGUUUAGUAAUUAUUCUGACUUUGUUAUUUGGUACAUGUGUAGGUUCCUUCUUCUCCCGACAGACUCUUGUGUUGGAGACAAAAAGACAAACCAGUGGAGCAUCUGGAGGAUCUGAUGAUGCUGGAGUUGUACUUCCUGCAGGGCAAAGAUGUCACUUCCUCUCAAUAAAGCACAUGAGCUCUCAGCUUCCUGUUUGCAGCUGAACGCACGCGGGGACGAGUUGGGUUUUUUAAAGCACUCAAAAAGGAGAACGGCGGUCGGGGGAACUGGGCAGUUUUAGAAUGAGUGUAUGAAAGAAAAGACGAGUGGGAAGUUUUUGCAUUAACCUUUUCUAAGACAGACUGGACUGCAGGUUGUAAGCAUUGAUUCGAACUCUAACUCUGUUACGGUCGACGGGAGACAGAUUAAAAAAACAACAACAAAACUUAUCUUUUUUUUGUAAAUAUUUUGUGAAAUGGAAAAAUUACAGAUGUGAUUUGGAGGAGGGUUCCAAAUAAACAGCAGAUUUAAAGCA
Betta splendens (Siamese fighting fish) is the source of this 3524-nucleotide messenger RNA. RefSeq names its product tripartite motif containing 8b (gene trim8b). Bases 584 to 2371 code for a protein of 595 amino acids. The transcript has 6 exons. The record is from RefSeq and is a predicted model, not a curated record. Lineage: Eukaryota; Metazoa; Chordata; Actinopteri; Anabantiformes; Osphronemidae.